UCAGGUGCGUUGAUGUCUUUUCCUGUUCAAAGCUCAAAGUUCAGCUGGCAGACAGAGACGAUCUGCGGAGUCACCAGAAGAAGAACUAUUCCCUUAAAAAGGACUCAUUACACCCUGAUUAAACCACAGAAGAAGAACUGACUGAUUUGGAUUUAACAUUUGAUGGAAUAACAGAUGUAGAGAUGGAUUGUACCUGAGGACGAGCAGUUUGGACAAACUGACGGAUUACACCUGAUCCAUUGACCGGCGGCCAUCUUGGAGAGACGACGCAGAUCCUUCAGGGACGCAUGGAGCCAGCAGCAGGCCGGCUGCCCCCCCAGGUGGUCGGAGAGAACGAGGCGCUGCAGCAAUUCUUCAACGGUCAGGAGAUGAGCGGUGUGUUGGACAGUUCUGUCGCUGUGGACACGAGUAUCCUGGAGCAGUACCUCAGCAAUGACUUGGACCCCAACAGCUUCAUGCUCCCUGACUCUCCUCCGGACUCGAGCUCGGAGGCCUGUUCACCUGUACAGAUGCCAGACUUCCAUCACAAUCCGUCGUAUUGGUACAACCAGCAGACACCGCAGGAAAUGUUUCAGCCGACACCUCAAUGUGUCCCACCGUCGUCCUGUCGCUUUAAGGACCACGGCUCAGACCACGUCCAACAUGAGCCUCUGACCCACAACCAGCUCCGCAGUUUGGGCCUCACUAACACUUGCAUCAAGUCUGGGACCUCACCUGCCCCCCUACACCAGCACACACACACCUCACCUGAACACACACACUACCCAAAUCCUGAGAACUACUCACAGGUGUAUACCCCUCCUACACCUCCUUCCCCACCAAUUCCCCAUCUGAACAGCUAUUCAACACCGUGCACUGAUCCGGGUCAAGUCCCAAAUUUAUUUAUGCCCCCUUCAGCCUGCUCCGUUCUACUUGGCUCCAACUCCACACUACAUCACAGCUCUCCAGAAAGCAAAAAGAGGAGGAGAUCUGAGUCGGAUGAACCCCGAGCAGGAACUGAGAGUUCAUGCAAUGACAGUGACGGGACUGGCAUAGUUGGUGGCGGACUGAGUUUGGGAUCCAAUCAGUUGUUGACCUGGGAUCAGUACAGCCCAGACCAGUGGAGCACUUUGUACAAUGGCAGCUACCACACAGUGUCUCCUCCUGCAUACCAUGUCGACACAGAUAAAGGCUUCGUCUACUCUGCAGCAGAUGAAACCUUUGUCUGCCAAAAGAAGAAUCACUUCCAGGUCACGGUUCACAUCGGCGUCGCUGCAGAACCCCAAUAUGUCAGAACGCCAAAUGGGCCACAGCAAGUUAACCACUUCCUGAUAAAAGUGUUCGGGAUCAAGCUGGAAUCUCCGAGCCACCAGGUGACCAUUGAGCAGUCUCAGCCUGACCGCAGCAAGAAGCCCUUUCAUCCUGUCAGGGUCAGUCUACCCGGGGGCAAAAUCACCAAAGUAACACUUGGCAGACUGCACUUCAGCGAGACGACGGCCAACAACAUGAGGAAGAAAGGCAAACCCAACCCUGACCAGAGAUAUUUUCAGAUGGUGGUUGGUCUGUAUGCGGUGGUGGGUGGAGACGACACGUUCCUCCUCACAGCUCUGGUGUCAGAGAGAAUCAUCGUCAGGGCUUCUAACCCCGGUCAGUUUGAGAUGGACGGGGACUCCUUGUGGCAGCGCGGGACGGUGCAGGACGCUGUGGUCUGUCAAGGUCGAGUCGGCAUCAACACCGACUCUCCCGAUGAGGCGUUAGUCGUCUGCGGCAACGCCAAGGUGAUGGGCUCCAUCAUACAGCCGUCAGACCGCCGCGCCAAGCAAAACAUCCAAGAGGUUGAUUCUGAGCAGCAGCUGAAGAGAAUCACUAAGAUGAGAAUAGUCGAGUUUGAUUAUAAACCAGAGUUUGCCUCCACCAUGGGAAUAGACCACACCCACCAGACAGGUAUAAUAGCCCAGGAGGUGAAGGAGCUGCUGCCGUCAGCGGUGAAGGAGGUCGGAGACCUCAGCUGUUCUGACGGAGAAAGAAUUAACAACUUCCUCAUGGUGGACAAGGAGCAGAUCUUCAUGGAGAACGUCGGGGCGGUGCAGCAGCUGUCCAAGCUCACUGACAACCUGGAGACUCGAAUCAACGAGUUAGAGGGCUGGAACCGCCGACUGGCGAAGCUGAAGAGCCUGACCGGCAGCCUGCGCUCCACCGGGAAACCCAACAAACACAGCGCUGUGUCGACGCCUCCGACUCCUGAAACAUGUAAAACGGGGAAAGGUCAAAAGAAGGGCUGGUGUCACAAAUACACCCACUGUCUGCAGAACAAAGUCUUCCAGGCCAGCGUCUUCGCCCUUCUCGCCACCAUGGCUUUCUGCAUCAUCUCUAUCACUGCUCUGUAUCUGCUAAAUUUAGAGGAAGACUUCGACGUCCAGCCUGGAAUCAGUAACAGCACCAUCGUUACACCACAGACCACGACCUGGAGCAGCACAGUACCCCCGACCACGCCCCCCGGCCCCUGGCCCCCCCAUGUGGACUUCUGUGACUUACUGUACUGUGAUCGUGUUUACUGCUGCACUCCACCAGCAGAGGGCAGCACUGACUUUAACAUAACCUCCACUGAGUCAGCUGUGGCAGACAAGAACAAUAUAACUGAAAUAAGAAGAGAAAAACUUUAUAAGAAGCUGAAAAGUGCCAGAGACUGGACAAACACCACGAUCCAGUCCUUCAUGAUCAAAGAGAACCAGCAGGGGAUCGACAGUAAAUACUGCCUGAGAGAUGAGUGUGGACUGGGUAGAUACGUCUUCCGAGUUCCAAUCAGCCAGUUUGUUCCCGUCAACAUGAGAGUCACGCUGCUCAUGAAUUCUACGGAGCUGCUGGUGGUUCACCUGUGCAGGUUUGAUGAGUCAGCGGCCUGCUCGGCUUUAAUGGAUAUGAACACAGUCACAGGGAGCAGAUACCCAUCCAACACACAAGGAGAACAUGAAUGGCCUCUUCACGUCGCUCGACUUCAGCACAGCUCGUAUCACUUUCGCUCCGCAGUCGCUGGUCAGGCAGACUGCGGGACUGACCGUAACUUUGCAGGAGCGCUCUUCACUGAUUACCACUUCCACUUCUACAGACACUGCACAGACUUCUGACCUCAAAGAUGACCAUCACAUCAUUUCUGCUUUAAAACAUUUUUAUUAUAAUAUAUAUCUCACUUUUACUCAUAGAUUGUUCUUUUAUUCGCUCUCGUUUACUCCCAUUUCUUCAACGCUUUAUAAACCAUCUCACCAUUAAAAUAAAGUUGAUUUUGAGGGAA
Messenger RNA from Labrus mixtus (cuckoo wrasse), 3268 nucleotides. Its product is annotated as myelin regulatory factor-like protein. Gene Ontology annotation, molecular function: sequence-specific DNA binding; DNA-binding transcription factor activity. Gene Ontology annotation, cellular component: endoplasmic reticulum membrane; nucleus. Bases 288 to 3104 code for a protein of 938 amino acids. NCBI's taxonomy places the organism in Eukaryota, Metazoa, Chordata, Actinopteri, Labriformes, Labridae. Gene Ontology annotation, biological process: positive regulation of DNA-templated transcription; protein autoprocessing. The transcript is spliced from 24 exons. The record is from RefSeq and is a predicted model, not a curated record.